CAGGUUCGGCUCGGGCGGACAGAAGCCCGACGUCGGGUGUGACGGACAGACCCGAGAGGCCACAAUCUCACAGCAGAAAUGAAGUUCGUCCGGUUUCUGAUGAAAAAUGCCGCCUUGGCCAGUGUUCCCAAACACAUCGAGCAUUUCUCCAAGUUCUCCCCCUCGCCGCUCUCCAUGAAGCAGUUUCUCGAUUUCGGCUCCAACAACGCCUGUGAGAAGACGUCCUUCGUCUUCUUGAGACAGGAGCUUCCGGUCAGGCUGUCAAACAUUAUGAAGGAAAUCAACCUGCUGCCGGACAAACUGCUCAGCACCCAGUCUGUGCAGAUGGUGCAGAGCUGGUACAUCCAGAGUUUAAUGGAGAUCCUCGAGUUCCUGGACAAGAAUCCUGAUGACUACAAAGUCCUGGGGGAGUUUGUUGACGCCUUAGUCACCAUCAGAAACAGGCACAACGACGUCGUGCCGACUAUGGCUCAGGGCAUCAUAGAAUACAAAGAGGCUUUCCCCCAGGACCCGGUGACCAAUCAGAACAUCCAGUACUUUCUGGACCGCUUCUACUUGAGUCGCAUCUCCAUCCGCAUGCUCAUCAACCAGCACACUCUUAUUUUUGAUGGCACCACCAACCCCGUCCACCCGAACACCAUCGGGAGCAUCGACCCUCACUGUCAGGUCGGGGAUGUGGUCCAGGACGCCUUCCACAGUGCCAAGAUGCUCUGUGACCAGUACUAUCUGUGCUCCCCUGACCUCGUCCUGCAGGAGAUGACCAACAAGAAGAAGAACCUCCCGAUAAGCAUCGUGUACGUGCCCUCCCACCUCUAUCACAUGCUGUUUGAGCUCUUUAAGAAUGCUAUGAGGGCCACCAUUGAGACUCAUGAGAACAGCAGCCACCUCCCACCCAUUCAAGUCAUGGUGUCUCUCGGCGGCGAGGACAUGUCGAUCAAGGUGAGCGACAGGGGCGGCGGCGUCCCCUUUCGAAGGAUCGACAACCUUUUCAGCUACAUGUACUCCACCGCUCCCGCUCCACAGAUAGGAGAGCACGCACGGCCCCCACUGGCUGGCUUCGGCUACGGUCUGCCCAUCUCUCGUCUCUACGCCAAGUACUUCCAGGGGGACCUGCAGCUCUACUCCAUGGAGGGCCACGGCACAGACGCUGUCAUCUACUUGAAGGCGCUGUCCACAGACUCCAUCGAGAGGCUGCCAGUGUACAACAAAACUGCUCUGAGGAACUACAAAGUGAGCCAAGAGGCUGACGACUGGUGCAUACCCAGCAAAGAGCCCCUAGAUCUGAGCAACUAUAAGGUGGCCAAGUGAAACUGUCCGCCACACCUGGUGCUUCAGCCCCACGUACCCCGACGCCUUCAGACUUUCUGUCUUCAUACUCCCACGCCUUCAUCUGUCGAGCCAGAUGUGAGAGGGUCGUCUCCAGACUGAAGCAGACCUCUUCGUUUCCAGUCCAGUUUCAGCAGUAGCAUGUUCAUGUUGUCCUCUGACGUCCGUUCGGCUGCUUCAUAAGAAAGCAGAUGCUAACAGAAUACUCACAGUCACCUCUGAGACGCCUCCUCUGCUGCGUCAACAGGGGGCGUAAGUGGGCAUGUGCAGGUGGAGGCACCACCCAGAGAAAAGACGAGAAAAGACUGAUGCAAAGUGACAGAGUCUAAAUAUUCCAGACGCUACACAUGCAGUCAAACGGGGGGGGGGGACCACAUCCUGUGUUCUGUAGGAAAUGUCACCAAGCCUUAAAGUAGCAACUUCACCCAAAGGCUCAUUUCAUUGAAAUACUUGAACUGUCGCGCCUCGUUAAAUGACGCUGUAACGCCGAUUUGAACAAAUGUUUUGACAUUUUGGUUGAGUGAUUUUGUGCUUUCUGCAUGAAUAUUUGUUUGAGCUCUUGACAUUUCAGCCUUUGAAAUUUUAAUGGCAGUAUUCGUACCGACUGUUAGCUUAGCAUCAGCUUCCUGGACCAGGCUGAAUGUGCUCUGCUCUUUUCCGUGCAUUAAUUAGCAUUGAUUACAGAGACGAAGGGUGUUACAUGAUAGGAAUUAACAGCGCUGUAGGGCCCAUGUUUCAGCCGCCGGAGGAUUUGCCCUGUUUGUUUGGAGGUUUCAUGCUCUCAGCUGAGUUCAGUGGAGGCUCGUGUUGUUAAACCCCUGAAGGCAGCGCAUGUCAGGUCUGAGUCCUCGACCAGUCUGUGAUCCACUGAAGCGAGGCCAGUCUCAGAUAGUUUAUCACACUGUGCCAUAGUAGGAAAAGAUGCCCUGUGCACACAUUUCUUUUGUAUUGAAUUAAUCUUAGAGUCCGUGAAAGCUUAUUUUUAUAGCUGCACUUUUUGUGACUGAAAUUAUUGUACAUACUGUAAAUACUGUACAAUCCAAGAAAUAAAUAAGAACAAGUUUA
Molecule: messenger RNA, 2391 nt
Organism: Chelmon rostratus (copperband butterflyfish)
Lineage: Eukaryota; Metazoa; Chordata; Actinopteri; Chaetodontiformes; Chaetodontidae
Gene: pdk2a
Product: pyruvate dehydrogenase kinase 2a
Exons: 11
Coding region: 79-1308 (409 amino acids)
Biological process (GO): regulation of glucose metabolic process; protein phosphorylation
Cellular component (GO): mitochondrion
Molecular function (GO): pyruvate dehydrogenase (acetyl-transferring) kinase activity
Source: RefSeq, a predicted model, not a curated record